This is a messenger RNA of Leishmania braziliensis MHOM/BR/75/M2904, 777 nucleotides long. Its product is annotated as putative electron transfer flavoprotein. The record is from RefSeq and is a predicted model, not a curated record. Lineage: Eukaryota; Euglenozoa; Kinetoplastea; Trypanosomatida; Trypanosomatidae. The transcript has a single exon. Gene Ontology annotation, cellular component: cytosol. Gene Ontology annotation, molecular function: electron transfer activity. Bases 1 to 777 code for a protein of 258 amino acids.
AUGUUCCGCACACUGCCGAAUUACCUCAAGGUCGCGGUGUGCGUGAAGCGCGUUGUAGACUACACGGUCAAGGUGCGUGUAAAAGACAACAAGGUGCAAACGGCCAACUCGAAAAUGAGCGUGAACCCGUUCGACGAAAUUGCGAUGGAGGAGGCGAUUCAGCUCAAAGAGAAGAAAAUGGCAGAUGAGGUGGUGGCCAUUACGAUUGGUAGCAAAAAGGCCGAGGAGGUGCUGCGCACGGCUAUGGCGCUUGGGUGCGAUAAAGCCAUGCACGUUGUCGUUCCGGAGGCAGCAGAGGAAUCAUUGGAGUCGUUGGCGGUUGCUCGGAUACUGCAAAAGUUGCACGAGGAGAUCAAGCCAGACAUUUGGGUCCUGGGCAAACAGGCAGUCGACGGUGACUUUGGGUGCACGGCACAGUUGCUCGCCGGACUGCUAGACGUUCCGCAGGGCACCUUUGCCUCUAAGGUGGAGGUGACGAACCAGAAGAUUACUGUGACACGUGAAGUCGAUGCCGGCCGUCAGGUCGUGGAGCUCUCGAUGCCGUGUGUUCUGGCGGCAGAUCUGCGCCUCAACACGCCCCGCUUCCCGAAACUGCCGAACAUCAUGAAGGCGCGCAAGAAGCCCAUCGACACGAAGGACGUGGCAGCGUUCGGCGUGGACAUCACACCGCGCCUCACAACGGAGACCGUGACCGAACCUGCCGCCCGCAAGGCCGGUAUCAAGCUGAAGACAGUGGACGAGUUCUACGACAAGUUGCACGAGGCAAAGGUGCUGUAG